UUGCAUUUAAAUUUUAUGUAAAGACGCGAAGUUUGUUUUGUUAGUAAAAUAAUUAAAAUUAAGUGAAAUAAAUACAAAAUGACCACUGAAAAUGCAAUGGAGCCAUGGCUAUUAGAAAUUACAGAGGGAAUAGAUGCUAUCCUGAAAAAAAUCGAUGAUAUAAUUGAGAAAGAUCAAAAACAAAUGAAAGAGUGCAAGAAGAGAUUCGAACAAGAGCACAGACUUGCGCAGGAAUCAAAAUUAAAUGAGGAAUUGACCCAGCAGCUAGCAGAAUUGUCCAAAAGGACCUCGGAAAUGGACAGAGUCUGUGAAACUUUCAAAUCUAGACUGACUAUAGCUGAUAGUGAUAAAAAUAGGUUGGAGAUGGCUAAGGAAGCAUAUCAAAUAGGGAAGGAGUUGACUGGCAUUCGCUUUGAUUUUACCGCACCACCGAACAUCGCCAAGGGCUACAUAAAGAACUCGUCCCGGCGUCUCUUGCAACCUUUUGAGUUGGAAGCGGACAGCGAGGCGCUUUGGGACCAAGUGCGGACCGCCUUCCCGAAUCCUUUGGAGAAUAUGAUGGAGAAAUAAGAUGUUAUAAA
Zerene cesonia (dogface butterfly) is the source of this 581-nucleotide messenger RNA. RefSeq lists its product as uncharacterized. Bases 79 to 570 code for a protein of 163 amino acids. Lineage: Eukaryota; Metazoa; Arthropoda; Insecta; Lepidoptera; Pieridae. The record is from RefSeq and is a predicted model, not a curated record. The transcript has 5 exons.